UGCGUGCCAUGAACUGCUAUCAAUAACGCCCACCAUGACUGAGCCACGGCGGUCGACGAGGGCGCGCGCCCGCGAAGAAGUUGCCCCGCCGGCCCCCGAGACGCCCGCGGAGAAGGCUGCAAAGGGCGCGAAGUCGACAUUGAAGCGCAAACGAACCAGCAUCGCCGUCAAGGACUCAACGCCAAGCACGCCCGUUGGAGGAGCAACACAGCAGGGCCCUCAACAGACGCUGCCCCUCAGGAUCGCGGAAGGCCAGCCGCUGCCUACGCUCCCCGAACCGCAACCACUCGAUCUGUCCUCGGCGGAAUGGCAGAACAUCCAGCAGAGCGGCGUCCUCAGCGCGUCGCUGCAGCGGUCGCGCGCAGUCUGGGUGUCAGGCGUCAAUUUCCGCACCUUCCACAAGAAGCACACAAUGCCGAAGAAGUUGACCGAGCGGACGGAUGCAGACAAGGCCGGGAGGGCGAGGCAGAAGGAAAUCGAGAAGAACUUCCCGCAGGUGGGAACUUUGGACGCACAGCUUGUCAUUGAGCCGCAUACGUUCCCUAUCAAGCUGUAUGCGCCCAAAGAGGGCAGUCGAGCUGCACCGAAGAAGAUGCCGGCUCCACCGCAGCAGUAUGGAGCGUGGCCGAAUCACAGCCAGCACAGCCAGCACAGCCAGCAUCCUCCACAGUAUCAGCAAUACAACCAGCCGCCAUACCCACCAAAACAGCAGCCCCAACCACGACCGCCGCCACCCAAGCCCGUUCAACAAGCGCCUCCGCAGACAGCACCAGGGCCAGCAUCAACGCCAGCACCCGACCCGGUCAUCCACAUGCUCGCGGCAAGGGCAGGCACAGAUCCAGAGCUGAAGGCGGUGAUGAAGAUUGUGGCUGCUGGGCAGGCGAGCAAGGAGCAGCUCGAAUUCUUUCAGACGCACAUCAACGAGUUGACGGAGAUAUUGGAAAAGAACAAGAAAGCAAAGGCACCAAUGCCGCUGCCUCCUACUCCUGCACCACCGAAACACCAGGCACCAUCUCCAGCACCGCCGAAACACCAAGCCUCAGCUUCAGCGCCACCGAAACAUCAAGCUCCAGCUCCAGCUCCAGCUCCUACACCCCAACCACCGUACUAUCAACAACCUCCACCUCACUACGCUCCCCAGCAACCGCCACGGGUUACAUAUCGCCCACUUACAUUCGAGUUUGUGGAGGGUAAUGGCGACCGUUUCUACUUUCCUUCGUACAGCUUCAUGGAAUGGCUACCAAACGGCUCGGGCGCAAAGUUUAGUUUCCUUGUGACCAAGCUCAAGCCGAAGUCGGAAGCUGCGGUCAAGCCCCCAUCCACACCAGCGCCGCCACAAACUCCCACACCCGCAGGCGUGCCCACCAUAACACCCAGCGCAAACGGCUCACACAACCCACCAUUCCCACCGACACCGGCCGGUCCGACCGCUACACCCACACCUACGCCGUCUUACAUUGCUCCUCCGCGCAUCGAAGACUUCGAUGAGCGCAACGAUCUAAAAGACAUCGACUUCUACCAGCCGGUCACAGUCCUCGUCCUCACCGACGAGCACGAAGUCAAGAACGCCCUGCCACGCGCCAUCCGCCCGCCGAGCGUGGUGGAGAAGUACAUGGAAGAGGUAUUCGACACAUGCAAGCGCGCAGAGGAGACGUAUCUAGCUUUCAGGCUGCCCAAGGACGGCAAUAUGGAAGUCGAUGUAGGUGCCAGGAGCGGCGAUGUUACGCCGAGCGUGGGGACGCCGAUUGCGGAUGUGGUGAUGGGCGGGAUGGGAGCGGCAGUCGCAGAGAAGAGGAAGAGUACUGCUGGACGAUCGAGGAAGAGUAUUGCUGUAUGA
Macroventuria anomochaeta is the source of this 1837-nucleotide messenger RNA. RefSeq lists its product as uncharacterized. Lineage: Eukaryota; Fungi; Ascomycota; Dothideomycetes; Pleosporales; Didymellaceae. Gene Ontology annotation, biological process: chromatin remodeling. The record is from RefSeq and is a predicted model, not a curated record. The coding region runs from base 35 to 1837 and encodes 600 amino acids. Gene Ontology annotation, molecular function: ATP-dependent H2AZ histone chaperone activity. Gene Ontology annotation, cellular component: Swr1 complex. The transcript is spliced from 2 exons.